ACGUAAUAGUACAUUGGCGAAUACCUCUCUACACUUGGUGAGGUACCCGCCCGGUCGAUCUGCUGUGAGUCAGUCCAACUUGACCGCGCGGGCUAGCAAAGUGCAGCAAGCAACUGGAAAACCUGCGAAGGCUGCUUCAUUCCGAAUCGACGCGUUUUCAAGAGCUGUUGUGAUUUCAAAGUCAAGAAGAAAAAGGAUCGCAGUCGUAAUUUUGCGCGUGCUUGCGUCGAACAGUUGGGGCUAUAUUAACGUUAUCGAAAUCUAAAAUAAAGUGUUAAUUGCAAACGAUAAACUUAAUUUGAAACUCAGUUAGAGUGAUCUUGAAGAGAACAGAGUGUCUUACCCGGAAAACGAAUAAAGUGGCAAGUUCAAGUUCUUUAAACGAACAAGAAAGGCGAAAAUCAGUGAAACAAAAUGAUAAUAAUGAUGAAAAUAGUAUUGACAUCUGUGUUCAUGUGCGGCAGUUACGUGAUUUAUGCCCAGGCACAGCAUCUGCUGACCCAGGCCCUCUAUCUCGGCGACCCGAGCAUGUUCAACACGACCAAGGAGGACUGCAUCUGGAAGCGGAGCGAGGACCGGUGUCCGGAUCCGGACAUCAAGACCAUCCUGUAUACGUCCGGUAUUGUGAAGGAUAAGUUUCUGUUCAACAUGAAUCACCCGGAUUGGCUGAACGAUACCGAGUGGGACCGAUCGAAGGAGAAUAUCAUUCUAGUUCACGGCUACGCUGGCGGAGAUGACACCCUACCGAUUGCGGUUUUGCGCGAUGCCUACGUAAAUCACGGAGGAUACAACGUGUUUCUGAUCGACUGGGGUGCCCUGGGUCAGCCACCCUGCUACGUUGCUGCCGUGUACAACAUCCGACCGAUCGCUUCGUGCCUUGCCAAGAUGUUCAUGAAACUGCGAACGUUGGGACUUCCGGCAGAGAAAACGACCUGCGUGGGACAUUCACUGGGGGCGCACAUCUGCGGGAUCAUGGCAAACUAUCUCAACUUCCGACUGGAACGCAUUAUCGCUCUGGACCCAGCCCGACCACUGGUCAAACCCGGAAACUUGAACCGAUUGGACAUCGGAGACGCUAAGUCCGUGCAGGUGAUUCACACCAAUGCAGGACACUACGGCGAGGGAGGUCGAGUGGGACAUAUCGAUUUCUGUAUCAACGGCGGCCGGCGGCAGCCCUACUGUGGAAACAGCACAAACAUCAACUUGUGCAGCCACAUUUGGGCGAUCUGCUAUCUGGCGCAGUCCGUGUACGACGGUAUGGAACCGAUGGCGGAACCGUGCCACAGGAGGUGUCCUACCAAUGUUCUACUCCCGCCAUCGGGACGGCAUGGAAGAGGUCGCUUUGGUUAUGCGAUAGGAUACGCCAUUCCGAUGGGGCAGAAAACGCCUACGAGCGCAUUUGGAUCAUACUGCGUCAAGGAUACUAACCCACCGUUCUGUCCGACCAAUCCUGGAAUGCCCGGGGAUAAACGAUGCUUGACAAUGAGUAAAGUGCCGUUAAAAUUGAUUUCGUUUGCCGUCUCAUUGAUAUUCAUCGCAGCACACGGACGGGAGUUUACCAUUGGCCCCUGUCAGCUUCAGUAUUACGAACCAUGCAACUCCGAUGCCAUAGAGUUCUACCUGUUUACCAGUGAUAGCCCUGGGGACGCUCCGCUACUGCUGGACAACAUCGAUCCUAAAGUUCCUAGCCAUAUCAAUCUCACCUAUAGGAAUAAGUUGAUAGUGCACGGUUACAACGGUCACAUAGAUUUCAAUGCCACGAAGAUCAUUCGCAACGCCUACCUGAAGCAGCCUCGCACCAACGUUUUCGUCGUCGACUGGGGAAAACUGUCCCGGUUGCCCUGCUACCCGACGGCGGCGUUCAACACCAAGCAAGCCGGCGAGUGCACCGCAACGUUCCUUAUUGGUCUCAAGGCCAACCAUCCGGAGUUCAGCUGUCGGGAUCUGCACUCGAUCGGCUUCAGCCUGGGCGCCCAUGUGCUCAGCUUCACCAGCAACGCACUGGAGAAGUCCAUCGGCACGAAGUUCAGGCGGAUUACAGGUCUCGAUCCGGCGUUGCCCUUCUUCGCCACCGCUCGCCAGCAGUGGAAACUGGACCUCACCGAUGCGGAUUUUGUCGACGUAAUUCACACCAAUGCCGGUGUGUUCGGCAAGAUUGAGACCUGUGGGCACGUGGAUUUCUACAUGAACGGUGGCCAGACCCAGCCGAUGUGCGAAAAUGCGACGAAUCAACCGCUGUGCAGCCAUAUGAUGGCCCCUGCCUUCUUCGCCGAGUCGAUCUCCAGCAAGCCGGGCUUCUGGGCAACCAAGUGCACCAGCUACUUUUCCUACUUUUUUGGUUUCUGUCGGUACAAAGCUGAGCAGAAGCAGUUUGCGCUGUUCGACGACAGCCGGAGCCAGGAACUGGACGACAACAGUGUGAUCGAUAACGAUCGAAUAUUGAUGGGCGAGCACUGUUCGCAUACAGCCGAAGGGGUCUAUUUCGUGCCAACCAAUAAGAAACCACCGUUUGCCAUGGGCUACUGAAAAGACUAAGCGGUUCAGGAGCGAAUUUCCACACCGUAGCGGGCCGCUAAUCAGCCGGAUCUGAUUUUAUGCUCUGGUGUUGAGCAACCCGAAAGCUAUGAGGAGUUAAUCAUCGAAACAGAUUACCAGAUUAUCUUCCGACGACAAUGAAGCGUUUCGCUUGGUUGGUUGACGUUAGAAACUAUGCAUCGAAAAAUCGUUCAAUAUGAUAAGAAAUCGUCAACUUCUAGUUG
Aedes albopictus (Asian tiger mosquito) is the source of this 2759-nucleotide messenger RNA. RefSeq lists its product as uncharacterized. Gene Ontology annotation, biological process: lipid catabolic process. Gene Ontology annotation, molecular function: lipase activity. The transcript has 12 exons. NCBI's taxonomy places the organism in Eukaryota, Metazoa, Arthropoda, Insecta, Diptera, Culicidae. The record is from RefSeq and is a predicted model, not a curated record. Bases 415 to 2526 code for a protein of 703 amino acids.